AUGGAGAUGAGAACAAAAGUGAGAACGAUAAGGAGUCGAUGGGGCCCCGUAUUUGAAAACGAAAAGCAAGCGUUGAAGUACUCGAGUUGAUUCCUGGUCUACUAUCUGCUGAUGUGUAUUUUGUGUUUUGAAGCCGAACAUAUCACUUUGAAGUACUAAAUCCAAAUGUACGGAUUCUCACACCGAGGCUGGCUUGGUGGCCAUGUCGGCGGUAAGGUCUUGGAGGUCGGUGUAUGUGCUACAGCUGCAUCUGGCUUCCUUCUUUUUGGGUAUGAUCAGGGUGUCAUGGCUGGCAUAAUUACAGAACCAAAGUUCCUCUCCCUGUUCCCGUCAAUGGAGCCUUCGAAUAAAUCAGGUGCUAUUCAAGCUCUCGUCGUCGCCAUCUACGAAAUUGGUUGUCUCGCUGGAUCGAUUGGCAUCAUCUUCUUGGGCGAUAAGCUCGGUAGACGGCGAUCGGUCCUCCUGGGCACAUUCAUUAUGCUCAUCGGAACUGUCAUUCAGGCAACUAGCUUUGGGUUGGCACAGCUCAUUGUUGGGAGAAUAGUUACUGGUAUUGGCAAUGGAAUGAACACAAGUAGUAUCCCCGUAUGGCAGAGUGAGAUGGCACCUCCCAAGAUCAGGGGAUUCCUGGUAUUGUUCGAGGGUGCAUUGAUUACGGGAGGCAUCAUGGUCAGCUAUUGGAUCAACUACGGUUUCUGGUUUGUCACGAAAUAUGGCUCUCUCCAAUGGCGCUUCCCAGUAGCUUUCCAAGCUUUCUUUGGUGUCAUGAUAAUCCUUGGCAUUCUCACAUUCCCAGAGUCACCUCGCUGGUUGAUUAAGCAUGGCAAAGAUGAGGAUGCUGUUGCAAUCUUGAAGAACCUGUUAGAUGCCGAUGACCAUGACGAAGUCCUCCGUGAAGAUCUUGCCGAGAUUCGAAAAAUCAACGCCGUCACUACUCACACCAGACUCACAGUCAGGGAGUUCUUCACCAACGGACCAGAAAUGAACCUCUGGCGCGCCACUGUAGCAUUCCUGUCGCAAGCCUUUCAGCAGGCAGGGGGACUCAACUUAGUUACGUACUACUCAACAGUUGUAUUCGAGUCUUCUUUAGGCUUCGGUCCUGAGCUCUCGCGGCUGAUGACUGCUUGCCUAGGCACAGAGUUCUUCGCAGCUGCCAUCGUCGCACUUUACACCGUCGAUCGCCUAGGCCGACGCCAGCUCAUGAUGUGGUGUGCACUCGGCAUGGCUCUCUCGCUCAUGGUCAUCGGCAUCUGUUUGGCAGCUGCCGAAACCCACGGCCAUGCUCCUGCCUACGUCGCCACCGUAUUCAUAUUCAUCUUUGUGACAUUCUUCGCCAUCGGCUGGCUCGGAAUCACCUGGCUGUACCCAGCCGAAGUCACACCCAUCCGCAUCAGAGCAGAGGCCAAUGGGCUGUCUACAUCGGCGAAUUGGGUGUUCAACUACUUGGUCGUGCAACUGGCGCCGAUCAUGAUCAGCACAAUUGCGUGGAAAACGUACUUUGUGUUCAUGUGCUUCAAUUUCAUGUUCAUUCCGGUCGUCUACUUCUACUUUCCGGAGACUAACGGAUACAAGCUUGAAACGCUGGAUGCGAUAUUUGCUGAAGCGCAUGCGAAGAAGGAGAAUCCGGUCAAGACGGAGAAGGACAUCCGCAAGGGUGUCAGGACGCUUGACGUGGAGAAGCGAGAGACGGAGGCAGCAAAGGACGAGCAUGUCCGUGGUGAGGUGUUACAAGAGUCCGAGAGUCGCGGGAGUGAAGACGAAAAAGAUGAGACGUAUUCGAAGGCAAGCUCGUCGUCAUCUUGAAAAUGUCGCAUAUAGAAUUACUUUAG
This is a messenger RNA of Pseudovirgaria hyperparasitica, 1829 nucleotides long. RefSeq names its product general substrate transporter. Gene Ontology annotation, biological process: carbohydrate transport; transmembrane transport. Gene Ontology annotation, cellular component: membrane. The transcript has 3 exons. The record is from RefSeq and is a predicted model, not a curated record. Gene Ontology annotation, molecular function: carbohydrate:proton symporter activity. NCBI's taxonomy places the organism in Eukaryota, Fungi, Ascomycota, Dothideomycetes, Acrospermales, Acrospermaceae. Bases 166 to 1803 code for a protein of 545 amino acids.